AUGGGAAUUCAAGGAUUAACCAAGGUGAUUGCCGACCAUGCACCCGAAGCUAUGACCGAGCAUGAUAUCAAAAACUACUUUGGCCGUAAAGUAGCCAUCGAUGCUUCCAUGUCCAUCUACCAAUUCUUGAUUGCUGUACGAUCUGAUGGUCAGCAACUCACUAAUGAAGCUGGAGAGACCACAAGUCAUUUGAUGGGAAUAUUCUACCGCACACUUCGAAUGAUUGAACAUGGAAUCAAGCCAUGCUAUGUAUUCGAUGGCAAACCUCCUGUCGCUAAAUCCGCUGAAUUGAAGAAGAGAGGAGAGAAACGCGCGGAAGCUCUCGAGGAAAUGAAGAAGGCUGAAGAGACUGGUGAUACUGAGACAUUCGACAAGUUCUCCAGGAGGACUGUCAAAGUCACCAAGGAGCACAAUGAGGAGUGCAAACGUCUAUUGAAGUUGAUGGGUGUUCCAUAUGUGGAUGCUCCUUGUGAAGCUGAAGCCCAAUGUGCUGCAUUAGCAAAGGCUGGCAAGGUGUACGCAGCUGCAUCAGAAGACAUGGACACCCUAACGUUCGGUGCACCAGUCCUCUUACGACACUUGACAUUCAGCGAAGCUCGCAAAAUGAACAUUUCUGAAAUCCACUUGGACAAGGCCCUUGAAGGAAUGAAGAUGUCCAUGGAGCAAUUCACUGACUUGUGUAUUCUUCUGGGAUGUGAUUACUGUGAUAGCAUCAAAGGUGUUGGACCACAUCGUGCUAUGGAAUUGAUGCAAAAGUACAAGAAUCUAGACGACGCAAUCAAACAUUUGGAUAAAAAGUUUACGGUGCCUGAAGAUUGGCCGUAUGAGCAAGCUCGAUCAUUGUUUGUGGAGCCUGAAGUACAGGAUCCUAAUGAAAUUGAUUUGAAAUGGGAAGAUCCUGACGUUGAUGGUAUCAUUGCAUUCAUGGUUGAGGAAAAGAACUUCAACGAGGAUCGUAUUCGAAACGCAGUUGCCAAACUCGUCAAAAACCGUGGCACAGCUACUCAAGGACGUCUGGAUGGAUUCUUUAAACCACUUCCCAAAGAUCCAAAUGCAGCUACUCCUGCCAAACGAAAGAAUGAUGCUUCAUCGUCUGGCAAGAACAGUAAAGCCAAGACAGAUGCUAAAGGAAAAGAUGCAAAGGCUAAAGGAAAAGGUGGUGCUGGCAAGCCUAGGAAAUAG
Molecule: messenger RNA, 1182 nt
Organism: Synchytrium microbalum
Lineage: Eukaryota; Fungi; Chytridiomycota; Chytridiomycetes; Synchytriales; Synchytriaceae
Exons: 8
Coding region: 1-1182 (393 amino acids)
Cellular component (GO): nucleus; cytoplasm
Molecular function (GO): DNA binding; 5'-flap endonuclease activity; 5'-3' exonuclease activity
Source: RefSeq, a predicted model, not a curated record